CCCCCUGAUGUCAGCACUUCCUGAUCACAGACUGCAACACAAAUCCUGGCAGUGCUCUUUGCAAUCUCAUUCUUACAAAGUAGCCAGCGUAUAAGUGUGUGUGAUUACAGCUCAUUGUAUCAGAUCACUGUCCUGCAAGCAACAUGGAGCCUAUUAACCCUUCACACUACCCAGCCUCGAGAGCAGCAGCUGUUGUGCAGCACUACAUCAAUUACAAGAUGGGGACACCGCAUCGGGUUUAUGAAAGGCAACAGGUGACAAGCGCAAGCAAAGAGAUCAUUGCUGGAGUGGGGAAUACAUAUCACCUGACAUUUUCCAUAAAAGAUACUGUAAAUGAGCAACCUGAAAUCAUGUGCACUGCAGCGGUCUUGUAUUACAGUGAUGAGACCAGUCCUCCUGAUGUCAAAUUUACCUUACAAACCAAGCCAGAGAAUUACACAGCAACUAAGGACAAAGAAUUUUACACAAAAAUGAAAAACAACAAAAAGCCGCUGGUAGCUGAAAACAUUCCAGAUAUGUUUGGCAAUGUAGCACCAGAUAUGGAGCCUGUACGGAAUCUAUCUAUAGCUGCUGCUGGUUUUGUCAAGUGGAAAAAUUCAACAGAAAAGACAUUAUUUGCAAUGACGGUUAUUGACAAGGUUGAGCAAAAGAUAAGAGAUGACGCGCUGGAAUUCCUUUACAAUGUACGGAUCCAUGAAAUGGUUACUCAGGAAAUGAUUUCAUGGCAAAUGGAAGUCACUUGGAACCCAUCAGAAGGAUUAAAAAUAAAAAAUCAGAAACGACUCCCAAAAAGAAAUGAAGACAACUAAAAAGUCGACACUCCAGAGACUGGACAUGACAUAAUGAUUUUAUACUUACGGCACUCUUUUGUUGACAGUCUCCCUAAAUGCAACUUUUGGUUUGCCCAUAGUGCAAGGACAGAUAUAUUCUCUCUCCAUUCUCUGUGGGAACAAUACAAAAUUGUAAAAGAAUAAGGGGAAGAAAUAUAUAUAUAUA
Molecule: messenger RNA, 996 nt
Organism: Rana temporaria (common frog)
Lineage: Eukaryota; Metazoa; Chordata; Amphibia; Anura; Ranidae
Gene: LXN
Product: latexin
Exons: 6
Coding region: 144-809 (221 amino acids)
Molecular function (GO): metalloendopeptidase inhibitor activity
Source: RefSeq, a predicted model, not a curated record